CCAAUCGGUACCGAAAACUAAAAUAAUAUUAAAAUUCGACGAAAUGGCUGAAAAUUCGGGAGAACAGAGCAUAGACCAAAAAGAUAUUGUUAUCCUUACCGAUUUUGCGUCGGCGUUAAAAAGCUGCAGCGAAUGCAUAAGGAAUAACACCGUCAAGACUGUGGAUGUGUUGACAUUAAAAAAGCUUAAAAAAGUAUCAGGGCUUAUAUUGAUGAAGCGGCUCGCUGCGUCACUGCGUUUAAACAAAUGUGCGAUUGGUUUCAGAUGAUGAAAUCGUCGACUGAUGUCGAUUGCAGCGAUCUGAUCACCGUACUUACGGAGGCUCUGAAAUUUACAACAGCGUCCAAGGAACCGUUGCUGAAGGCGGGUGAACGUCUAGUACACGCUGCCGCCUUUUUCCUUUUUUCCAUUGUGCACGGCUAUCUUAGUGAAAGUGAAAGUAGCUCCAAGCGCAGUGUCCUAAAGGAACAUGUUCCAAAUGCCAUCGGCCUACACUUAGCUGUGCUUUCCAUGCUGACAGACACCACCGCCAGUGCAAAGAAAGUGAAUGCGCGCAUAACACCCCUGAUCCAACAGAUGAACGAAAUUUCUGGUUUCCUAAGCGCUAAGAUAACCCAUCUGCAGGCAUUUAUAAAAACAAGCGAAACGAUGACCUAUAUUUGCCUGCACUACAUGCAAAAUGUUGAUCGUGGCCAAUGGGAAGCUGGGACUAUGCCUGAUUGGCUCAAGGAAACCGUCUUGCAUCUGUGCGACACGGUUCUCAACCAAAUGGAAACAAUCCAAAAGAAAGAUGCACUAACUGUGCCCUUGGAAAAGGUGGAAGAGUAUCUGCGAGUAACGCACACAUAUUUAUUAAUGCUGUACGAACUUAUUAAGACUAAGUGGAAGCGAAUCUAUUUCGGAAGCCCUUAUUGAUUUGCUAAUGAGUGGCUCAUCGUAGGUCGGUCAAAUUCCACGCUUUUCUUGAAUUUGAUCAUGUUUAUUUUACGACUCAAGAUCUUGGCGAAAAUAUUUCAUUACUUAUAUCUAAAUAUAUACGACCAUGCUUACUGAAAAUCUUUGAGAUGGCCUAUCCAUUGGAGGACUUUCAAAAGCGACUUGUUUCUUUACUUAUCGACCCAGAGGAAGCAGAAAAUUACUUUUUUGAUAUUUGCUUUGAUUUUGUAGGUGUUGUCACAGUAGACAAUGCAGCUGUGACGCCUUAUACCUGUCAAACAUUGCAGAAAAUAUUUGAAUACAUAUUUAGAGACGCCUCUCAUUUUGUCAACGCUGACCAUUACGAACGAGCAAUUGAAGCCUUUGCCAGCCUAAUGUACUUGGCAGAAAGUGAGGAAUUAGUCAACUACUUUUGCUCUGCUGCCAUACCCACAUUACAGGUUAGUUGAGGUAAAUCCGGGCUGGAACAGAAACUCGCUAAUCCAGGCUACUAAUUACUGGAAAGAGUGCAACAACUCGUAUGCGAUGUUCUCACAUAGCCCGAGUCAGUGGCAUGUGCAGCGCUCCCUUAGGUAUUUCCAUGGCAUCGGAAAACAUGAGCCUCCACCAUUUACUGCUCAGAAUUUUCGGUAUCUCCAUGCUGUUGCACCUGUAAAUAACAGAUAUGGGGAAACUCUACUGGAGCGGUUGCAGCUCAUAGGCAAUGGUGCACAAAGUAAAAUAGAGCUGUACUAUGAAGUGGUGAGUAGAGUCGAAAGGAAUAUAAGGGUUUCUGAAGUUUGGUUUAUCAAGAGGUUGCUAUCAUGGAGCUAUUAGCGCACCAAAAAAAGACGGAUCUUUCAAAGUGGCUUCAACAGACAUAUGAAUUCGUCAGGGAGCUACUCAAGGAAGAAAAGCGCGAUACAUUCACCAGUGUAUAUUUCCAGCUGGUGGGCCAUACUAGCCCAUCCGCACAGCUGCAACUAUUACGGGGAUAUACGGGGAACUAUAUGCAACUGGCAUAUCCAGAAGUUUCUACAUGCCUGCAAGGGCGGCGAUGAUGCACAGCUGAGGGCAUUCAGCGCACGCCACUCCAUAGAUAAAAUAGUGCUACCCCUGUUGGAAGCAGUGCAGCAGAAACCAUCGCCUGGGACCACCGCAUCGGACAGACAGUGAAAAUUGCUGACUAAAUCUAGCUAUAAGCGCGAUACGGAGCACGUCUGUAAAGUGCAGUGUCUGAAGCGUAAGCGGGCUGAGAGCACACCCAAGGAAAUAAUAAGGGAACUCCACGACAGUUCCCUACAGCUGGUUCAGAGUGUAGUCGGUCUGGAUGCUGCGGAUAAAGAGCAGGUAAAAAAAGUCAUCGACAGCUUGUGUAACAUUCUGAAAAGAGUAGAUUGUAUUGUUUAAAUCAUAUAAGUAGUGGUAGUAAAUAAGUAGUCUUCGAACAUCAAAUCUCUGGUUUAUAGUAUCCAUGUCACGUUCUUGAAUAAGAAUACCUAAUAAAGUGAAUGUUUCUGCAUGGCAUCAUACUGACAA
Messenger RNA from Drosophila miranda, 2454 nucleotides. RefSeq lists its product as uncharacterized. Bases 247 to 915 code for a protein of 222 amino acids. The transcript has 8 exons. Lineage: Eukaryota; Metazoa; Arthropoda; Insecta; Diptera; Drosophilidae. The record is from RefSeq and is a predicted model, not a curated record.